GCAUCCUGAGUAAUGAGUGGCCUGGGCCGGAGCAGGCGAGGUGGCCGGAGCCGUGUGGACCAGGAGGAGUGGUGGUCACUCAGCUGCCGCAAGGAGCAAGGCAAGUUCUAUGACCAUCUCCUGAGGGACUGCAUCAGCUGUGCCUCCAUCUGUGGACAGCACCCUAAGCAAUGUGCAUACUUCUGUGAGAACAAGCUCAGGAGCCCAGUGAACCUUCCACCGGAGCUCAGGAGACAGCAGAGUGGAGAAGUUGAAAACAAUUCAGACAACUCAGGAAGGUACCAAGGAUCGGAGCACAGAGGCUCAGAAGCAAGUCCAGCUCUCCCGGGGCUGAAACUGAGUGCAGAUCAGGUAGCCCUGGUCUACAGCACGCUGGGGCUCUGCCUGUGUGCCGUCCUCUGCUGCUUCCUGGUGGCGGUGGCCUGCUUCCUCAAGAAGAGGGGGGAUACCUGCUCCUGCCAGCCCCACUCAAGGCCCUGUCAAAGUCCGGCCAAAUCUUCCCAGGAUCACGCGAUGGAAGCCGGCAGCCCUGUGGGCACAUCCCCCGAGCCAGUGGAGGCCUGCAGCUUCUGCUUCCCCGAGUGCAGGGCGCCCACCCAGGAGAGUGCAGUCACGCCUGGGACCCCCAACCCCACUUGUGCUGGAAGGUGGGGGUGCCACACCAGGACCACAGUCCUGCAGCCUUGCCCACACAUUCCAGACAGCAGCCUUGGCAUUGUGUGUGUGCCUGCCCAAGAGGGGGGCCCAGGUGCAUAAAUGGGGGUCAGGGAGGGAAAGGAGGAGGGAGAGAUGGAGAGGAGGGGAGAGAGAAAGAGAGGUGGGGAGAGGGGAGAGAUGGGGAGAGAGAUAUGAGAGAGAGACAGA
Molecule: messenger RNA, 864 nt
Organism: Nomascus leucogenys (northern white-cheeked gibbon)
Lineage: Eukaryota; Metazoa; Chordata; Mammalia; Primates; Hylobatidae
Gene: TNFRSF13B
Product: TNF receptor superfamily member 13B
Cellular component (GO): plasma membrane
Source: RefSeq, a predicted model, not a curated record